Dendronephthya gigantea is the source of this 5429-nucleotide messenger RNA. Its product is annotated as methylenetetrahydrofolate reductase-like. Bases 2203 to 4173 code for a protein of 656 amino acids. Gene Ontology annotation, molecular function: FAD binding; methylenetetrahydrofolate reductase [NAD(P)H] activity. Gene Ontology annotation, cellular component: cytosol. NCBI's taxonomy places the organism in Eukaryota, Metazoa, Cnidaria, Anthozoa, Malacalcyonacea, Nephtheidae. Gene Ontology annotation, biological process: tetrahydrofolate interconversion. The record is from RefSeq and is a predicted model, not a curated record. The transcript is spliced from 10 exons.
GUGUUUUGUUAUAUAGGAACAAAAACAUGCAUGUUACACAGCUUAAAUUUCAUUUAAAAAAGAUCCCACUUUACUUUAUUUUGACAAGAAGCAGCCAUGCAACAAUUUUUUUACAGCACUUAAGGACUCUACAAAUCCUUAAGUGCUGUAGUCUAAAGGAGAACCAUUGAACCCUUAUAUUUGACUCAUUUGUGAACACUGUAACAAUAUACCAUUACAUCUGACAAUGAGCUUGAGAUUUAACACAUUGUACUAUUAAGCAGGGUAUUUGAUCAGUGGGGAACUGCACAAAAUCCAUUAGGAUUGUCAGAAGAGAUAUGGAAGACAAAUCCAUCCAUAAAUAUAUUGCCUUUGGCAUUGACUUGUUAUUUGAAGCCAUGUCAAUACUAUAUACUAUUCUGAAUUUUAUACUAUAUACUAUACUGAAUAAUACCUGGGUGCUACAUUCAGGGUGAAGUAUUUUUGUUUAAUGGGUUAAAUGUUCCUCAUAGUCUUAGCAUAGCCAGCCAAAUGGAGAGUUAUAAAGCGAAGACUUACUUUAGAGAGUUAUGAUUUUGGAGAUUUAAAUUUUGGCCUGGUCCAAACCACACCUCUUUUCCCAAUGACCAUGCCUAAUUUCAACUCUGCUGAUGAUUCCUAUCUCUAACAUAAGUAACUCUCUUUUUAACAGUAUAAAAAUUUCAGAGAGUCACAGAAAAUUUCUAAAAUGUUCUAGCAUGCAUUCACAAUUGUGACUAUAAAGAGAGUGAUGAUGUCAGUUUUGGAAAGUCUGUAACGUUUUUGCAAUAAAAUUGUAGUGUCAAAGUUGACAGGAAUAAAAUGUAUCUAUAAUUUAUCUGCCCCUGAAGGCUGAAGUUACAAAAGUUGGAGGUUUUUGGAAACAACUCUCUUCAUAAACAUAUUUGUGAACACAAAGUUAUUGCAAAUGGUACUGAACCCUCUCUAUGACCUUCAUACGGAGUAAUUCUCAUUGGGAAAAAUGGGCGCGCCGUUGUGAACAGAGGACGAUGUUUAGGCGUGGUCUAAACUACUUUUCGGUUAUAACUCUCCUGUUAGUAACUUCCUCUUUUGCCAUACUAGAGUAUGUAAAGCAGAGUAAUGCCUAAUGUGAAUUAAGUCCCACACACACGUGUGUAUUACUUCAAGUUAUCGCAUUAUGAACACGCGGUUGAGUAAAGAUCAAAACUUUGGAUAACAUCCCACGCAAACACGAAUGUGUUAAUUUGUUAAAACUUAAAUAACACGUGUGUGACUGAGGUGUAAAAUUAUAGAAUUGAGUACUUUAUUUAGCCUUGAAAUUGCUUAUCUAUGUAUACAAACAUAAUUUAUCAUUCUUAACCAAAAAUUUUUUUAGCUAUAAGUUUUUCAGUUUGAAAGAGAACUUUCCAGUAGUAUUUCGUGUUUAGGACAUAUUUCAGUAUGCCCCAAAGCUAAUUAGGAUUUAAAAUUUGACCGUACUGUUUUAUAUUCCGUAAUAAUCUGGGAUUAUAGACUUAAGCCAAGGCUUUAUAAGAGCCGGAUUUGCCUGAGAUAAAAACUAAUUCGUCAAAUAUAACGUAUGAGUUCACGAUCAGUCUUGGUGAAUAGGUCGUCCUAACGCUGGCUUUGUGCAGGUAUCAACUUUAUGUUGGCUUUCUGCAAUAAAAAAUCAUUAAUUGCCUGCAUCCCAAUGUAUAGCACUGAUGCACGCUACAUGCUAUGUCUACAUAAUUUCAUCUUUAUUUUUACGCGUUAGCAGUUCACUGAGUAAUAAACGGAAAUUCCAGUCGAAGAAUUGAUUAAAUGCGACUUCCUAAGAAAACACAGCGUUUUGUUCUAGCACGGAUUCUCAUUUAGAGCGUUCAAUCAUAAUCCAACAGAUGGUAGCUUCGCACCAUUGUCUUUUCAGGCAAGUGCAUGAGCCAAUUGUCUGAAUCUGCUGUUCCUUUCGUACUGAGCAGGAAUUACUAUCACAACAACCAUUCAUUUAGACUGUCUCACGAAGGUCUAAACCAAGCUCACGUUCCUUAUUGGCGGGUGAACAAUCCGACGCUUGGCAAAAUCUGCUUCGCAAUGAUAGGAAAAGCCGACAUCGAAGAAUCAAAAAGCAAACUAUGAAUUUGCGGCAAUGAAACAGCGCGGUAUAUUAUCUUAAAGUCACAUCUAUAGUAUUUAUCAGAGGUAGUUAUUGAUCAUUUUGGUUUUCUUUGUAGAGUUUUCUAAAUGAUGGUACAAGACUCAUUCGAGAGUGGUGUCCUGACGAAGAGAAAAUGUCCCUCGCCGUCGUCAGGAACAUCGACACCACUCUCUCUCAUCGAGAAAAUCAAACAAAGUAUGGGAUUAGAGAAGAAAUUCUUCUCGCUGGAAUUUUUCCCGCCAAGAACGCCAGCCGGGGCGGCAAACUUGAUUGGAAAACUAGAAAAGUUUUCGGCAAGCUCUCCAUUAUUUUGUGACAUUACGUGGCAUGCCGCUGGUGACCCAGGCGGUGAUAAGGAGACAAGCUCAAUGCAAAUUGCUGGUGCUGCAUUGAACUACUGUGGUGUGGAGAUUAUGUUGCAUAUUACCUGUGCGAAUGAAACGAGGGAAACUAUUACGAAGCAUUUAUACAAAGCGAAAUCAAUGGGCAUAAGAAAUAUUCUUGCUUUGAGAGGAGAUCCCCCUCAUGGUGAAGAUUUUGAAGUGGUGGAUGAGAAUUUGGUAUACGCUGCUGACCUGGUGAAACACAUCAGACAAGAGUUCGGUGAUUCAUUUACGAUUUGUGUCGCAGGUUACCCGACAGGCCAUCCUGACUGUAAUAGUUACGAGGAAGAUUUGACACAUUUAAAGGAAAAAGUUGACGCCGGUGCGGACUUUAUCAUUACCCAGCUUUUCUUUGAAGCCAAAACAUUUCUUAAGUUUGUUGAAGAUUGUCGUGAGAUUGGUAUUGAUGUACCUAUCAUACCUGGAGUCAUGCCUAUUCAGAGUUACGAUUCUCUGCGACAUCUAGUUAAACUAUCGAAACUCGAUAUACCAAAGGAAAUUCUUGAAGCAAUCCAACCAAUCAAAGACGAUGAUUUGGCUAUCCGUACAUAUGGUGUAGACUAUACCAUUAAAAUGGUCAACGAACUUUUCUCUAGUGGGCUUGUACCUGGGAUCCACUUCUAUACUUUGAACCGCGAGGUUGCAACGACUGAAAUUUUGAAGCAGACCAAAUUGUGGUCACUUGAGCCACUGUACGCACGUUCGUUACCUUGGAAACCUUCAGCGAACGUGAAGCGAAUCAAGGAAGAAGUUCGUCCAAUAUUUUGGGCAUCGCGAACAAAGAGUUAUGUACAUCGCACGUCCGAAUGGGACGAGUUUCCGAACAGUCGAUGGGGAGACUCGGCUGCGGCAUCGUUUGGUGAUCUCAGUGAUUACCAUUUGUUUUAUUUGCGAAACAGAACGAAGAAGGAGACCUUGUUAAAAAUGUGGGGUGAAGAGUUGAGUUCUGUUCAAGAUGUUUAUGAUGUCUUUGUCUGUUAUAUCAGUGGAGAGAAGAAUGUCAACGGAUCAAAGGUAACCAUGCUUCCCUGGAAUGAAGAUGAUUUGGCACCUGAGACGUCAGAGGUUUCAGAUGAUCUUGUGGAGGUGAAUCGUAGUGGAGUGUUGACUAUUAACAGUCAACCACAUGCUAAUGCUGCCAAGUCAACUGAUCCAGUUUUCGGUUGGGGAGGAGCUGGUGGAUACGUUUAUCAAAAGGCGUAUUUGGAGUUCUUCACGAGAAAGGAAGUUGUUGACAAGUUAUUGGAAGUUUUAGAAAUGGACUAUCCUGGUGUCAGUUAUCAUGUUGUUGAUCAUAAAGGGGAGAUUGACAUAAUCAGUGAAGAGUUGGCUUCCCCUGUUGCUGUCACUUGGGGAGUAUUUCCUGGCAAAGAGAUUAUUCAACCCACUGUUGUUGAUCCUGUUAGUUUCCAGAUCUGGAAGGAUGAAGCAUUUGCUCUGUGGAAACACCAAUGGGCAAGGUUAUAUCCCGAGGAAUCAAAAUCACGUGAGAUUAUCGACACUAUUCACGAUAGCUACAUGUUGGUCAAUUUGGUUGAUAAUGAUUAUGUCGCUGGGAAUUGUUUGUUUGAAGCAAUAAAGAAAGCACUCAAGCUGGCAGAAAUGAAAAAAGAAACAAAUCUUUCCGUCGAAUCUCAUUUAAAGACAGUUACGUCGGGGCAUAGUAGAGUAUAACUUGUUAUAAUUGCCUAUAGAUAUAUAUAUUCAGGGGCGUAGGAACCAUGGGGUACGUGCCCCCCCCCCCUCAAAUUUUUCAGGGGACGAAAAGUGCCCUUUUCGUGAUGAAAAAUGUCUUUUUGGAGAUGUUGAUGUAGCUUUAAAUGCUAUUUUAAAAUCUAAAGUACCCUCUUUGUUCCCUACGUAUGCCCGCCCACUUACAGGUGCCCAAAUCUUUCUGUAGAGCAUAAAUAUACACUAGUCGUGUACUUGCUGUUUUGGUAAUCAAACCGUCCUAAUACAUAUUUUUAGCUACCCUUUUUAUUAACAAAAAGUGCCCCUGGAAGCUAGAGCCCCCCCCCCCAAUCUCUGGAUGCUUCCUACGUCCAUGUAUAUAUCACGCUAAAGCCUGGCGCACACUGAUGAACUUGGCACGCACACGUGUCACUGUCACCUUCACAAAUUCCUAAACUUUGAGAUAUCCUCGCAGAUUAAGGAACAUGCAUGUAUCAGUGACAAUUGUCACGAAUGACAUCUGCUCGUGCUAAGUUCACCAGUGUGCGCCAGGCACAUUGAAGUGGAAGUCUAGUCCAAACAAACGGCUCGUUUACAUUUUGAACUUCAUAUUGUCUUUAAAAUACGACGUGCUGCAGUUUGAAUAUCUAACACAAUUUAGGUUCGAUACGCUUCUAUGGCCCGGGUUAAACAUCGCAGUUAAGUCGCGUCCAAUGCAAUUCGAACAGUGGAGCUGAAUGAGGUUUAUCAUCUCAUUAUCAUCUCAUCUCAUUAUCUAUAUUUUUUGAAUCGACGCGUCCAAAAUGCAUAUAUACAUAUUAAGUGUAGAAUUUAUGUUCAGAAAAAUUCAAAACAUGUCGUCACAUUGUUAUAAGUAGAACGAACUUGACUCCCACUUUAAUCAAACCAAAACCGUUGUUGAUAAAAUUAAUACGCAUAACGUUCGCGUUUCUGUACCGACGGAUGCGUUUCUGUACCAUUUGUUUGCAAAAAUUUGCUUGUAGCUUUUUAUUUGAACCGUUGUGGAAGGGUAGUGAACUGCACUAUAUUCAUUGAAACCCACUAUGCAUGCAAAGUUUGAUUGUAUGCAUGCAUGGUAACCAUGCAAACUGCAUGAUCAUGUUUUUAGCCAUAUUAUGUAAAACGGCUCAUGCAUAAGUUAUAUCAUUGUACGUAUUCACAAAUGUUGGCAUUUAUUUUAUACCUAGUGCCCAAAAUAUGGUUUGGUACAAUUAUUGAAAACAUUGUUUUAAGUUGUA